GUGUUAUGAGGAAAACAUGUCUUCCGCUUUGCUGGUGAUUUUGGAAUAUUGAUUUGCAUGUGUUAAAUUUCUUUUUAUAACUUUCUCAGUUGCUGGCUUGAGCUACAUUUUUGCAAUAUGUAGUACUUAGGUAUAUCAAUUGCUUCUGAUGUUUGAAUUUGGGUAAAAGAUGUCUGAUCAACAUCAUCUGCGAUCGCCAACACCUGUUGGAAUAGUUGACCAUGUUAGUACUCUCUCGGAAAACUUGGCUGAGCUCGUUGAGAAUGAAGAUUACAGUGACAUCACUCUGAUCGUUGAGAAGACUCGCUUUCCUGGACACAAAAUCAUAUUGGCUUCGAGGUCGGAAUACUUUAGAGCUUUACUAUUUGGAGGAAUGAAGGAGUCAUUGCCUGGAGUGACGGAAAUUGUUCUCCAGGACACACCACCAGUAGCAUUUUCGUCUUUACUCAAGUACAUGUACACUGGUCGCAUGAAUCUGCUGGACUUUAAGGAAGAGAAUUUGUUGGAUAUUCUUGGACUUGCACACAGAUUUGGUUUUGUUGAAUUGGAGUCUUCAAUCUCGGAUUAUUUGAAAGCUAUUCUGAACAUUAAGAAUGUUUGUGUUAUUUAUGACCUGGCCAACAUGUACAGUUUGACAUCACUGUGUAAUGUGUGUAAGGAAUUCAUUGAGCGGAAUGCUUCCGAGAUCCUGCGCUGUGAUUAUUUCUAUUCACUAUCACAGUCUUCUGCUAGGCAGUUGUUGUCAAGAGAUUCUUUCUGUGCCCAAGAAAUAGACAUUUUCUGUGCUGUGCGUGAGUGGGCAGAACACAACCCUGGCCAGGACCCGACGCCAAUACUGGACAUGGUCAGACUACCACUCAUGACGAUGAACGAACUGCUCAACAUUGUACGGCCCACAGGACUCGUCUCCCCUGAUGUCAUUCUAGAUGCCAUCAACACACAGAUCCAGUGUAGAAACAACAAACUACAGUACAGGGGAUAUCUCAUGAUGGAUGAAAAUGUUGCAACAUCACGGCAUGGAAGUCAGGUUCUUCGUGGUGAGAUGAAGUCGUCACUUCUGGAUGGAGAUCGUCGGACCUAUGACUUGGAUCGUGGCUUCUCUCGUCACCCGAUUGACGAUAACAAUGGGCAGGGAAUAGUUGUCAAGCUAGGUCAGGCUUUUAUGAUCAAUGCCAUAAACAUGUUGCUGUGGGACAGAGAUAUGAGGUCGUAUUCUUACUACAUUGAAGUUUCUAUGGAUGACAAAGAUUAUGAACGUAUAAUUGAUCACACACAACAGUUGUGUCGAUCCUGGCAGAGAUUGCGAUUUCCUGAGAGAGUUGUUAGAUAUAUUCGGAUCGUGGGUACUCAUAAUACAGUGAACAGAGUCUUUCACGUAGUGGGAGUUGAGUGUAUGUAUAUGUCGACGCCAUGUACAUUGGAACAAGGUUUACUUGUUCCAACCGAAAAUGUUGCCACAAUAAAGAAGAAUGCGUGUGUGAUUGAAGGUGUGUCGCGUAGUCGUGACGCGCUCAUCAAUGGUGAGACGCGACACUACGACUGGGAUUCUGGGUAUACCUGUCAUCAGCUAGGUAGUGGGGCCAUUGUCGUCCAGCUCGCACAGCCCUACAUAAUAGACUCCAUAAGAUUACUGUUGUGGGACUGUGAUGACAGAAGUUACAGUUAUUAUGUUGAGGUGUCCACAGACCAGCAAAAGUGGCAAAUGGUGGCUGACAAGAAAAAUGAAGCAUGCAAAUCUUGGCAGACCAUCAGGUUUGAACGAAGACCUGUUGCACUUAUUAGGAUUGUGGGAAUACACAACACAGCCAAUGAGGUUUUCCACUGCGUCCACUUCGAGUGUCCCGCAGACAUGUCGUCGGGCUCUGGGAGCUCCUCGGUUCACGUGCCUGCCAUGGGAGUCUCCAGCAUUUCGCUGGUGGCCGGUCCGCCAAUCAGUCCGUCUGUGAGUGUUGCCAACCACUCCCUGAACCAGCCCCCCAGCCACCCGCUACACCCGGGGCGGGGCAGAAACCAGCGCAUCUCGCCCCGCUUGCAGUCGCCCGAUCCAGAGAGUCAAGACAUGUACGCGGGCCCAGACUUCUGUUCUCAAGACACUCCUGAAGCAGACAGGAUGGAUGCCGACAAUCAUCGCAAUUAACUGCACCAUUCUGCACUUUAAAAAAAUGUCCACAGCAAAAAAACCAAGCCAUUGAGAAACCAAGGCAAAAAAGUGCCGUGGAUAAUUAAAAACUCCACGACAUUGCUGGUUGCCGUGGGCAAUUGUGGGAGUUGUGGGGUGUAUUGUUAGUGUGUCCCAAUGGGCUGCUGAUAUCACAUGACUAUAUCCAAUACGUUUUAUUGGAAGAGUAUGUACUAAUUAUGUUUUCAGUACUGAUGAAUUGUUAAAACACUUUAAUAAUUUCCUGAUUAUGAAAUGUUUUAUGUUAAAUAAACUAUCAGGAAAUUAGAUUAAGUACAUGUGUUGCAUUGAACAACAUCAAAUUCAAAAGGUGUCCAAGUUUUAACGCCUGACUUCUUGGUGUCGGAAUUUAAAAUAAAUAAUUCACAGUGCCUGAGUGCCUUAGAAAGUCUUACGUUUACUAGCUGCACAAAUUAUUUCUUUAUUUUAAUCAGUAAUAUCUAAUAUUUAUUAAAUUAAGUUGUUAUGCUUUAAAAUUCUUUGACUUUCUUUUCUUGACAAGAGUGUAUUAUCUAAUGAUCAGUUAUCAGUAUCAGGUAGUUUUUUGUUUGACUAAUUCUAUAAUGUUCACAGUCAUUUAUAGACAAUUUUCAUUAUAUGAGAGUUCAACAUGCUGGUAGGUGAGACUGUUUAAAGUUAAAUUCAUAUGAUCCAAACAUAAUUUUGGAUAUAUAACUAUGCAUCAAACAAAAGGUUGUUACAAUAGCAAGACUGCUGUGAUCUUGUAUACUACUGUAAAUAACUAACGAAUCAAAUAUAUUUAAAUAAACUUGAAGUUCAAUGCAGAAAUUAUAGUAAUAAUUUGUAAUAAAUAGUGAAUUCAUGUUGACUAAGUCACUUUAGAUGAAAGUAGACUAUUAUUUAGGUGUGUGAACAACUUUCUUCUCUCUCUCUCUCUGAUGUAGAUACAUACCUAGUAGAGAAAUAUAAUCAUUUGAUAUAAUAAUUUUGAAUUCAGUGUGGUAUUCAAUAAUCUGGGUUCAAAAAUAUUUUAUCAAGAAAACUCAAAAUAUUGGACUCUGUGUUUUCAUACAUCAACAUGUAUAGUAAAUUUCAAGUACAAGAUGAUUUUCCCAAUAUGUUGUACUUGAGUUUUUAUGACAUCUUGUUACAUGUUCUAGAGGAAUCAAAAAAUCUCAGCUGGAUUAUCUUGUUUAGGUUUGUAUUGCUGUUGGCCAUGGUUACCACUACAUUUUAAAACAUAACAAUUAUGUUUGCAUAGAUUUAAAUAGUCCACUAUCUGUGGAAUCGGUACGAUCCUUCAUUGUUGAAAAGAUAAUGUGGGGUUGUUUUUUUUAAACUUUAAACCAUAGUUUUGAAUAAAUUCACCAUUGAAUCACGUUUUGUGCUUUCUGCCAUAGACUGCAUAUAGAUACUUAGAUGUGACAUUAAUUCAACUAUAAAGUGUUAAAUUGUUUAAAACAAGAAAAUGGUACAUUAUCAUUUAAUAUGUGAAGUAAUGUUUGUAGUUUUAAAAUUUAUCAAGGUUUUGCUUGCCUGCACUGGUCAUACUGUUACAUAAACUUUGUUUUGGUUCUGUUUGUGGGGUUUUAAUCUAUAUAUGCAACUGGAGUGAAUGAUGGUGUAUGUGGUAUGUAGUUUGUAUUUAUUGGUAUAGUUCUUAAUGUGUAUAUUUACAAUUUUAUAUUAUUUAACAAAGUUGAACCUUAAUUGCACUGACAUUGUGCAAUUACCUCUAUUGAUGAUAUUUUGUUGUAUAUUUGUGUAUCUUAGAUA
Molecule: messenger RNA, 3916 nt
Organism: Gigantopelta aegis
Lineage: Eukaryota; Metazoa; Mollusca; Gastropoda; Neomphalida; Peltospiridae
Product: BTB/POZ domain-containing protein 9-like
Exons: 12
Coding region: 170-2137 (655 amino acids)
Biological process (GO): modulation of chemical synaptic transmission; circadian behavior; adult locomotory behavior
Molecular function (GO): protein binding
Source: RefSeq, a predicted model, not a curated record